Bombyx mori (domestic silkworm) is the source of this 3592-nucleotide messenger RNA. Its product is annotated as carboxypeptidase A2. Gene Ontology annotation, biological process: proteolysis. Gene Ontology annotation, molecular function: zinc ion binding; metallocarboxypeptidase activity. Lineage: Eukaryota; Metazoa; Arthropoda; Insecta; Lepidoptera; Bombycidae. The transcript is spliced from 9 exons. Bases 635 to 2866 code for a protein of 743 amino acids. The record is from RefSeq and is a predicted model, not a curated record.
CUCCUAACAGUAGGUCAUGCGCUGUUUUAUUAUGUUCAACGAUUCGUAAACUUAUUUAAAUAAUAAACUUAAAGUAGUUUAAAUUUACAUUUUACAUUGUUGUAUUUUAAAGUAAUGAAAGUAGUGUUUGGCUUCCAAAAUUUAGUUUAAAAAUACUGUUCAUCUGAAAUUUGCUUUAAAUAUUUCAUCUAAAGCUUGUCCUAAUUCUAUCCACCAUAGUCUUUUUAAUAAGUAAUAUAAGGUGCAUCUUCUAUAUUAGUACACCAUUUUUGUAGACAUACUUCAUUCUAGAAUUUUCUAUCAUUUCGAAAAUUCGUGUAAACUAAUGGCUUUCCAUAUUGUCAAACCAAAUACUUUUUAAAAUGUGAAAAUAUUUGUCACGAAGGACACUUCACAUUCAACAAAAUUACCUGCAACGUGUUUGUGAUUAUAUUUGUCGUAGAUAUAAAUCAAUCGAAAGAUCGAGAUUCAGUACUGUGACAGGUGGGUGUGUUUGUCGAAGAACAAGGUUAGUCUGGUGGUUGCACGAUGAAAGCGAAUCGUCGUAUAAUGAGAGUGGAAGGUGGUCGGACAGCGGUCGUGGUAGCAGGACGUACAGUGCUCGCGCACCUCGCCAUGCGCACACGCUCGACACAUGGCGCGUCGCCUGGCGCUGCUCGCGCUGCUGGCGUGCGUGGUGGCGCUUCGCCGCCCGCCUCCUACUUACGACGACAUGUACUACUCCGACUCCGGGGACUCCUAUUCCCUGUGGGAUGAUUAUGACGACUCCUACGAAACAACCCCUCCGCCGCGAUUACGUCCUACGACGACUAGUGCUAAAGUGAUACUAAGGAAUAAAGUUCCAAAAGUGAACGUGACGGUUAAAACGUCAAAAGGUGAUGAUAAAAAAAUAAUAAAAACCACAAACAUUAAUAUUGAGAGUCAUACAAACUUUAUAGUGACAAAGGCUCCUGUUGUGAGUCAAGGGACGGUCACAAGGCGCCCUGUGAUCCAAAUCAGUGAAGACUAUGUUAUAGUUGAAUCUCCAGAGCUACAUGCCGAUCAGUUUUCAAAAUCUAGCACGAAAAAGCCUGUGACGUCACGUCGGCCAUCCUCCAGCAAGCGACCUACGACAAAGCGGCCCCCAACGACUCGUCGAUCGCGACCACCGCUUAAAACUACCAAAGCUCCAAAAGUAAAAAAACCUACAUGUCCCCCGAAAAGUACUGGGUGGCUGUCAUCAUUUUUUCAAGAUGUCAAAGAAAAAAAAACUCCCAAGAAACCCGCAAAAUCAGGUUGGUUAUUAGUUCCAGGUAUAUUUUCAAAUAUAUACAAUUGGUUUGUGAACAAAAAAACUUCAUGGUUCGGCGGAGACGGCGGAUGGUUCCAAGGUUCGGUAAAAGCCAAAAAACCAAAUUAUAUUUUUCCAACGACAACCACACCAGAGCCGCUCACGCCUGCGCCCAGCUGGUUCCAUACCCUUGUUGAAUCGGAGGAAAACGAUGGUGCCUACGCCAGCGAACUCAGUACAAGUAAGAAACCAACAAAGAAAUCUUUGAAGAAGACAUACAAAGGUUAUCAGUUGUUGCGAACAUACCCAGACGUACAAUGGAAGGUUCAAGAAAUGUUAGAUUUACAAGAAGAAGCUCAAGGUUCUGGUAUAAUGUGGUGGACUCCACCCUCUCUGAAUGGCACUACGGAUUUAGUCGUACCCUCAGACUUACUAGAAGACGUCAAAGAACAGUUAAAAUCAUCGCAGAUAGAUUACGAUGUAGUUAUUUGGGACUUGCAGAAAGCCAUCGCCUACGAAAAUCCACGUUUAUCAAAAAAACAAAGAAUAGAACUUGAACAAGUUCGAGGACAUCCGAUGACCUGGAGACGUUAUCAUCGUUACGCCGACAUAUUACGUUAUUUGGAGUAUUUACAACAUUCUCAUUCCGAUGUAAUAGAACUGAUUCCUCUCGGUCGCUCUUCCGAAGGUCUUCCUUUAGUGGCUGUUAAGAUCUCGGUAUCGAAUGACAAUCAGAUGAAGGAAUCUGGAAAUAAAACAAAUAAAAAGAAAUGGAAGCUUCGGUCCCAUAUGAAACCAGCUGUGUGGAUCGAUGGAGGAACUCACGCUCGGGAGUGGAUAGCACCGGCUGUCGCAACAUGGAUAAUCCACACUCUUGUUGAAGGAGAAAAAGGCUUAGGAGCAGACUUAGAAGUACUAAAGCAAGCUGACUUCUAUAUAAUGCCAGUGUUAAACCCAGACGGGUAUGAACACUCGCACACGCAUGACCGACUAUGGAGCAAAACGCGUUCACGCUCCCCCGAUCAUUCUGACGACUACUUCGUUGGCUGGUUUCCAUGGAACUGGGGUCAAGUUGAAUGUGUGGGUGUGGAUGCAGACCGCAACUGGGACUACCAUUGGGGCGAGAAAGACUCCUCGACGGAUCCUUGCUCAGAUAACUACGCUGGGCCCCAUCCGUUCAGUGAACCCGAGACGCGGGCUGUUUCAGAAUUUCUUGCAGAGCAUCGAGGACAAAUUAAAGUUUUUAUAUCUCUGCAUGCCUAUACCCAAGCUUGGCUAGUACCAAGUUCCCAAGCCCACGCGCCCUUCGCCGAUGAUGGAAUACUCAUGGAAAUGGGAAAAUUGGCAACAACGGCGCUUUCCGACUUAUUCGGUACCAAGUAUCAGCUGGGCACUGUGGCAGAUUUGCGGCAGCCUGCGUCUGGGAUGUCUCAUGAUUGGGCCAAGGCUCGGGCUGGCAUCAAGUUUUCCUAUCACGUUGACUUGCGAGAUUCGUUUGGACCUUACGGCUUUCUACUACCUGGAUCGCAAAUUGUAUCAACGGCUCGCGAAACUUGGCAAGCAGUUAAAGCAAUUGUGGACAAUUUGACACCUUAAUUUACUUUCUAGCAAUAUGACUCGUAUUCGAAUGACGAAUGUACAUACACGUAUAACUAGAUUGACUGUAAUCAUUUAAAAUUAUAAGUAAAAUUAGAUUAUCAGAUUUAAUAUGCAACCUUUGCAUACUGAAAUGGUAUGAAAAAACGCGAUAAUUAAUUUGCACGUAGGAAAUUUUAACAAUGCAAAAUUGUAACGUUUAAAAUGGGUGUUAUAACCAAAGUUAAGAUAUCGGAUAAGAGUUAAUUGGUUUAGGCAAAGUUUUAACUGUUUAAAUAAGUAAAUAUAGCGUUAAGAAAGGAUGAAUUAACAACAUUAAUGUUAAUGUUAACGAGGGAAAAAUUUGAAAUGAAAGUUUGAAUUGAGCUUUAAAAACACGAAAACUGUCGUCGGACAAUCAGAUAUUACUUAGAUUAUUUCUUAGAUUAACAUUACCUAUAUAUAGUAUUAUACAUUAAUAAUUUAAAUCAUUACAUCUUAAACAAAUAUUUUAAAGUAUACAUUUUGUUAUUGUAAUAAUUUUACGCAAUAGUUAUUAAAGGCUAUUCGAUUCCUACGUUAGUAAGUUUAUCCAGUGAAAAACGCAUUUAUAUAAAUCUAAUUACAGAAAAUUUAGUUACUUAUUUAUUUGUUUGAGAGUAGUUGUGUGAUAAUAGAAAUUAAAUUUAUUAAUUGAUCGCGGUACGUGAGGUAUUAUAGUAUAUUAAUAAAUCAAAAUAAGGAAAA